Molecule: messenger RNA, 1029 nt
Organism: Saccostrea cuccullata (small rock oyster)
Lineage: Eukaryota; Metazoa; Mollusca; Bivalvia; Ostreida; Ostreidae
Product: vesicular glutamate transporter 1-like
Exons: 6
Coding region: 106-1029 (307 amino acids)
Biological process (GO): synaptic transmission, glutamatergic; monoatomic anion transport; regulation of synapse structure or activity
Cellular component (GO): synaptic vesicle membrane; excitatory synapse
Molecular function (GO): L-glutamate transmembrane transporter activity; neurotransmitter transmembrane transporter activity
Source: RefSeq, a predicted model, not a curated record
GUAUAAAUACAUGUAUGUCCUGUGAAUGAUAAAACGUCUGAAUAAUAGAUUUUAAUAUUCAGUCAUUAACUAAAACAUUAAAGUACUUUUUAUUAUGCAGGAGGUAUGGGCAUUCUUUGGUCGUUUGUUUGGUUUUGCAUGGUAUAUGACAGUCCACUGAUGCAUCCAUCAUUGAGUGAAAAGGAGAGGGACAUAUUUGAGAAAGAAGGUUCCAACAUCUUAAAGUCUUCCUCAGAUCUUGCUAAAAGUGUUCCUUGGCGGCGGUUAUUGACGUCACUUCCUGUCUGGGCAUUGUACCUGGCCAAUUUCACCAGAUCCUGGGUUUUCGCUAUGAUCAUUUUUGAAAUUCCUCAAUAUUUUACGGAUGCAUUUGCUCUUAAUGUGUCAACGAUUGGAUUCUUGACUUGUUUCCCGCCAAUUCUAAUGACUGUGUCUGUAGUAUUUGGAGGAAUCUUCGUAGACAAACUAGUGAAAACUGAAAAAGUUUCAGUAACUGCUGGGCGUAAAUUAUCUCUUUGUAUAGGUUUUGGAUCAGAGUCCUUGUGCAUUUUAGCUCUUGGUUUUGCUAGAGAUUACAGCACAGCCGCUGUUCUUAUAGUAGUUGCAGAGGGACUGGCAGGACUGUCUAUUGCAAGUUUUAAAGUCAAUCCCGUUGACUUAGCCCCUCAAUAUGCCAGUGUUUUGACGGGAAUAGUGAGGUCUGGGGUUCUAGGGGCUGCCAUCGGUACUGCAAUUGCUGGGGCUCUCAGAGAGAAGAAUGCAGAGUCUUGGUACAGAAUCUUCUUCAUCACCGGAUCAGUACAUUUAUUUGCUGUUAUAUUCUACUCUGUGUUUGGGUCAGGACAACAGCAAGGGUGGGCUCAGACAGAAUAUACUAUGUUAGAUAUACCAAAGGGUGAUUCAGUGUACGGGUCCACUGUCAUAUCACUCGAGAAAACCAAAGACAACCUAGCAGAGAUCGAGAAAUCUAAUACUGAGGAAAAUCAUAAUGGCAUUAUUCCCAACGAAGAUAUUCCAGACAAGAAAUAG